AGAUUUGUAAGACCGUGCUCACGGAUCACCGAAAGUAGGUGGUUUGUGGUGUUUAUUGAAAUUGGUUUGAUCCAGUAUUAUAUAUAAACCACAAUCUUACAUACAGGUUUGUCUUAAAAAGAAACCAAUCUCUAUAGAGUGGUGUGGUUCUCAUUUUGUCCGAGUUUUAAGAGUUUGAAAUAAUCAUAACGCGGCCCUGAUAUCUAAGAAUGGACGUGGGUAGAGUCUUAGAGCAACCUGGGUAGAGUAGGAAUGAAAAUUUUGACAAAUCGUACUGGCUAACAAAACAUAACGAGGGUAUUGAUAAGUUUUAAUAGAGAAUAGAAAGAUAUACGUAGGUAAACCUAUAUAUGUAAUAGAAAUGUCUAAUACUAUUGCAAAAAUAGGUAAACAGAUGUCUUUCACUCUCUUUCAUUCCACUUUAUAUUUUCAAUAUUAAGUCUAUGGGCAAUACAUAAUCAUAUAUUUGACAUAUGUCUUCUGAUUUGCGAAUCACAGAAUUUGUUUAAAAAUUUUUAUACAGAUUGAGUUGAGUUUAUGAUUUAACUUUCAAUUAACUAUAUUUAAUUAGUGGUUAAAUUAGUAAAAAAGAUUGAGACAAUUGUAUAACCAUUUAACGUUAGAAAAUAUGUGCAGUAAAGCUAUAAAUUUGCGUGUGCAGUUACAAGGAAUAAUAGCUUCAGGAGGAUCUCACAAAGAUCAGGCUGAAAAGUACAGAGCAACUCUGGAUACAAUUUUCAAAGAAAGUGAUGAUGACUUAGUUGAUUGUUUACAAACUUUUAUAGAAGCUAUUGUCAAUGAGAAUGUGAGCUUGGUAAUAUCCCGCCAGAUUCUGACAGAAAUUAGUAUGCAUUUGAUGAAACUUCCUGAUGAUGUAUCAAAACCAGUGUCACAUUUUAUGUUAGAAAAGGUACAGCCCAGAGUAAUAUCUUUUGAAGAACAGGUAGCUAGUAUUAGACAACACUUAGCACAUAUAUAUGAAAGGAAUCAAAUGUGGAAAGAGGCUGCAAUUGUUUUGGUUGGCAUACCUUUGGAAACAGGGCAGAAGCAGUAUCCAAUUGAUUAUAAACUUGAAACAUACUUAAAAAUUGCCAGACUGUAUUUAGAAAAUGAUGAUCCAGUACAAGCUGAAGCAUUUAUAAAUAGAGCUUCACUUCUUCAAGCCGAAUCUCGUAAUGAGCAACUUCAAAUUUAUUAUAAAGUAUGCUACGCUCGAGUUUUGGAUUACCGUAGAAAAUUUAUAGAAGCUGCACAAAGAUAUAAUGAAUUAUCUUAUAGGACCAUUGUUCACGAAGAUGAAAGAAUGACUGCUCUAAGAAAUGCUUUGGUAUGCACCGUUUUGGCAUCUGCAGGUCAACAAAGAUCUAGAAUGUUGGCUACAUUGUUUAAAGAUGAAAGAUGUCAACAAUUGCCAGCAGUCGCUAUUUUAGAAAAAAUGUAUCUGGAACGAAUAAUCAGAAGAUCUGAACUCAGAGAUUUUGAGGCUUUACUUCAACCGCAUCAAAAAGCUUCUACCAUUGACGGUUCUACAAUACUGGAUAGAGCUGUUAUUGAACAUAAUUUACUGUCGGCUAGCAAAUUAUACAAUAAUAUAAGUUUUGAGGAAUUGGGAGCACUAUUAGAAAUUGUUCCUUCAAAAGCCGAAAAAAUUGCUAGUCAGAUGAUUACAGAAGGAAGAAUGAAUGGUUACAUAGAUCAGAUAGAUUCAAUUGUUCAUUUUGAAACACGCGAGACGCUUCCUCAAUGGGAUAAGCAGAUUCAAUCUUUGUGUUAUCAAGUAAAUUCUAUCAUUGAAAGUAUAUCAAAACAUCAUCCAGAAUGGAUGUUGAAAGUCAUGGAUGAACAAAUGGUGUCUUAAUUAUUGUUAUUUUCGAUUGUGGAUGUAUGUAACUUAUUUAAAUGCUACUCUAUUUGUAAAUUAAAAUACUGCACUUUAAUAUGGAGCUUAAAAUGAUUGUAAUUUUAUUUUUUUUUUCUCUUAUAAUUAAACUUGUAAUUUCUAGAUAGAAAAUUUGUAAAAUAUCUCAAGUACUUACUUGUAACUCUAGAGGUGUUGGUCUACUACAGUGAUUAGAAAUUAGAUGAUUAUUUAAUAUUUGGGAAACUUUACAAAAGUUUUUUAUUAGGUGUAUUCUAAAUGAUGGAUAUUUUGACCUUUGAAGACUUCUUAUUGAUUUGUUUUGGUUUUUAUUUAUUUACUAUUGUAACUUGAGCAAAUUAUCAUAAAUUCAGAAGCAUUGAGGUUUUUAAAAGCAAAUAACUUGAGAUCUUAUCUAAUCAGGUGAGGCAAAGUUUUUUCUGGGUGUAUCAGCUGAAUAGACAUGAAAGAAAAAAUUAUGGAAAAGUAAAUAAUAGUUGUUUAUUCAUUACACUGGCCUACAUGAUUUUGGUGACAGUUCAAUCAAUUACCACUUUUAAAUAUGUUCUUUUUUAUUCGCAAAUAGUAAAUUUUUCUUCGUUAAAUUGGUCUGUAUUUAUAAACAGAAAGAUUUAUAGCAAGUUCUGUGUAAUUACUGACAAAAAUGGCAAGUCACACGCGCGGGAGUUGCAACAUUUUUCCUAGCAGGUUUUGUUAUAUUUGUAGAGAAUUGAUGGUAAAGUCACAAGCGUUAUUCCAUGUAAUUUAGUGUUGUAAUCAAAGCACAAGACAAACGGGCUUAGCAUGGUAUCAACUGCAGUAUGUCAUUGGUUCAGUGGAUAGAAGGAAAAUUAUAUCAUUAUUUUGUAUUUGAUAAGAAUUCGUAGGGUCUUGUUCAAUUUUUGUGUAAGUUGUCUCAUCAUUUUAUCAUUAUAAUCUCUUGAUUUCAAAUUAACAGCUUUAUUAGAUUUAUCUGCUUUAAAAAUUUUGAGAUGUGUGCUUUACUUGAUCAAUUCUUUGGUUUUAGUUAAAUUUUGAGGUUUGAUAUUGCUCUGUUGUUAUUUUAAUAAUAAUAGAAAUCAUUUCAACUGUCCCAGAAAUAAUAAUUUCCAAGUCAACUGAUUAAUAUAAGACUUUACUUUAAUGAUAUUCCGAAUAGAAGUAGUAAUAUUAAUAAUAAUAGAUAUCGUAAUUUCAGAUAUCAGAAUCAGCAACUAGAUUCACAUCAGAAGAACUAUAUAAUAAUGACUAUGAUAACAAAAAUGAAAAAUUGGUAGAUGAUUUUAAAAAUUUUCUUGCAUAUGAAGAAAAUAAUAACAAUUAAACCUAAAUUUUCGAAAAGAAUCUCUCAGAAAGAAUUAAAAAGUCGAAAUAAAUAUUGCUGCUAAUAAUCCAUUGCCAUACAUUGAAAUUGAAAAACCCAAAUUAAAACUUUUAUUUGAUAUUGAUAAAUUAAGACCUGUAAUCUUUGAAAGACAUUACCCGUUGUAUCUAUCAUUUAAAUAAAACAUAUUUAGGAAAAGUAUAUAUUCCAUUGACGAUAGUUCAAAAUGGCUACGUAGUAGUGAAAAAGUGAAACAUUUAAAACAAUUUUUAUAACUUUAAAUGAACCUUUUAUUUAUCCUUUCGAAACCUCACAGUAUGAAAUUCAUAAUUCCGCUUAUUUAAAUGAAAUAAAAGGAAAAAAGAGAGAAAACCAAAAUAAAAAAUUAUAGUCGGCAUAAUGCAGAUUAAAUUAUGCAAAAAACAGAAGUGAAUUAAUUAGAACAGAUCACCUGAAUUCAGAAGAAACAAGUAACAUAAUCGGGGUGAUCCGGUAACGUUUACUUCAAAAACAACAGAAGAAAUUUCAGUACAUGUAAAAAAGACAGGUCAAUUAAAUGCUGGAAAAAGAACUAUAAGACCUUCAUAUUCCUCAUGGCGUUCACAAAUUCAAAAAUUAGAUGCACCAGGCAAACAAAUAUGUAGUUUAGUACAGAUUUCUGAAAAUUAAAUGAGAAAAUAUUUUGUGAUUAAUAUCCAGCCCCAAAUAUUACUACUACAUUUCUGUGAGCAAAAGGUCCACCAUGUGAGUUCCUAAGAUGGUGCAGGGUUUUAAGAGUGUACUGGGGUAACCAAGAAAGACGUCGAAGAUUUUUUAUGUUCAGAAUGCAACUACAGGCCUACUAAAAAUUAUUGGACUUCUACUAGUUGCAUGUUAAAACUUAAUUUUUGUUAAUAGGUAGUUUCGUUAUUUAGAUUUAAGUUUUGCUAUGUCUAAGAUGGUCCACAGUACAAUUUAUGACAAAAUAAAAGGAAGUGUAACAGACUGAUUAGCUAGAAGUAUAUUUAUUGUUUUUGAUAGCAAUAAUAAAUUACUAACAUCCGGCCAUGAUAAGUACUUACGUUCCCAAAAAGGCCCACCUAGAAAGAAAGAAAUAUGGAACAUGUUCAUUUAAAUGUUGAUUUUAUUCAUAAAUUAAUUAGGAAUAUUAUGAUAUUGUGAUUAUGAUACUUAUAUUAAAAAAAUAAAUAUCUCAUUUUGACAUAA
Molecule: messenger RNA, 4388 nt
Organism: Diorhabda sublineata
Lineage: Eukaryota; Metazoa; Arthropoda; Insecta; Coleoptera; Chrysomelidae
Gene: CSN4
Product: COP9 signalosome complex subunit 4
Exons: 6
Coding region: 629-1858 (409 amino acids)
Cellular component (GO): cytosol; COP9 signalosome
Source: RefSeq, a predicted model, not a curated record